This is a messenger RNA of Fonsecaea multimorphosa CBS 102226, 3231 nucleotides long. RefSeq lists its product as uncharacterized. The record is from RefSeq and is a predicted model, not a curated record. The transcript has a single exon. Gene Ontology annotation, cellular component: spindle pole. The coding region runs from base 1 to 3231 and encodes 1076 amino acids. Gene Ontology annotation, biological process: spindle organization; mitotic cell cycle; establishment of meiotic spindle localization. Lineage: Eukaryota; Fungi; Ascomycota; Eurotiomycetes; Chaetothyriales; Herpotrichiellaceae.
AUGCUGCCUCCGCCCUCCGCUGCUGCUGGCACGCCGUGCCCGAUUCCUCCCCACGCUGAUGUCCAAAUGCCAAAGCCAAAACAACAACAACAUCACAAUCAACACCACCGUCAAUUUGACCAAGACCCAAACCCAUCGUCUCCAAGCGAUGACAUAACCGCAAACAUUUACUUUACGUCGGCCUUUGCAGUACCUGUUCCUGGCGUAUUGAAGAACGCUAAGCCGCGACGCAAAAGACACCAGGACGGGCUGGGAUUCACAAUCCAUGAAGACAACGGACACACUGUGGCUUCAAGAAAUCGGUAUGGACAAGGCAGUGACAACACCAACGGAGAUGACGAUGCCAACAAGGAUAAUCUGCUCAAGUUAGGCGCAAGAAGGAGGACCGCGAUAUCUCAACCACCGCAGCGACCAAAAAAGCGAGCUGUGAUCGGUGCCGCUUCGGCGGUCCUUGUUACCUCGACGACUGGUCUCGCUACCGCUCCGCCAGAAAAUGUUUCUGGUAUUGCACAGCCGCGAGUGCCGAAGCGGGGCAGUGCUUCGACGAGACUUAGUCAAGGCCCGAGACGACCAAUAACGAACAAGGCCGAAGGAGCUCCAUCAUCUUCGACGGCGGAACCGCUGUCGACACUACCUGAAGAUACCAUUGCUCUCCCAAUGCAAGAUUCAACAACUACGCUCAAGCCGGCACGGCGGGCUACUAUCUACAUUCCGAACGAGGACACCACGAUGCCAAGCAUGUACAUGGGCAUCUUCAGCCCAAUUAAGAAUCUUGAUAUGGCGGUGAAGGCUUCUGCAGGAUUAGCGUCAACUUCGACAACUGUAGAACGAUCCAGCAAGCCAGAUGUCGAGCUGACGGGAAUUGUUGCGCAGAUGGUCGCGAAGAAGAGAGGCGCAACAGAGGCCAAAAAUGCCACGUCUCUGAAGCGAAUGCCGUUGCAAGUCACGACCAAACCUCUUCAAGAAGGUACAGUGGUGGUGGAUCGAUGGGGCCAAGGCGGUGGUAAAGAGAACAUUCCCCCGGGAGAGGGUGCAAUGCUCGGUAAGAAAGCGAAGUCCGGGAAAGGGCUGCCUGCAGUUGAGGGACGAGGCAGAGAUCUUGAGGUCGUAUGUCCUCCAGCUCAACAGCAGGACAACACGCAAGCACGAGCUUGGCCGUCCUACGAACCCAAAGCGAGCUUUUCGAAGAAAGUCCAUCACGAAGGUUCUUCUCAACGAGCCUGCACGAAGCCUAGCUGGAAUGCAGGAUCACGAUUGAGGACCAGUCGAUCGGGUCGAACAUCCCUGAUGGAAAAACAAGAGCCAAAGUCAAGCCAGAGAAAAUUGGAGUGUGAAGCCCUUGGGAAGAAGCCGUCAGUCCCCAGUCGAUUUGUUAUCCCGAAAGUGGAUCUUUUGCCCGUCGCUGAGUUAUAUCCUGUCAUCGCUGAAGACCUGGCCGACCCGGCGAUGUAUGAAGAAAACUGGCUAAGCCACCAAGAGAUCGCCAUCACGCAACUCGUCAACAACCUCUUUGGGGCAUCCGCUCCGUUAACCUCGCCAGUCGAGGAUGAAAUGCUGAAGCUUCAGUUAUUUGAGAGAUAUGGAGACCCGGAAAAUGUGAUGCUCUACAAGCGACUUCAGGCAUCUCUGCUAUAUGGUGCGCUGAGUGUGUCCAGGGACGUUCUUAAGGGAGCUGUGCGACUCAGCAACGACCUGGGAAAGCGAAAGGCCUUCACUGAUCUGUGGCUCGAUACAUAUGAGCUUCCAUAUCUUGGAGCGGCACUGGAAGUUGUGGUUGGUCGGCGGUGCUUGAGCAACGGAACCGAGUCUUCGUCAGUGCGCCCAAAUAUCGACAGUGGACACGGCGUCAAUCGACGUACCUUGCAACAGUUUAUCGAGAUUUUCCUGAUUCGAAAUGAAGAUGGACAACCGGAUGAGAUAUCCACGGAUCGUCACACAUGGUCGUAUCAGCGCACCCUCCUGCGGAGUCUGAUGCUAAUCAAGCUUCUGGAUACGACGAAAGCUGCCACAAGCCCCUCAGGGAGCAGCAAGUGCCUAUUCCAGCCUUGCUCAUCGUACAAGACGUCUGUGGAUGUGGUCCAAGCCCUUUUCCAGCUGCUCAACCCCAGCGCUGGGGAUCCAAUUCGAGCCUUGACGCAUAUAGGGUACAUGGUCACACAUACACAACAUCCCCUCGCGGAAUACUCAUACAAGAUGGAGAAUCUGGCGGUCGACUUACGGGAUGGAGUGCGCCUGACGAGACUCGUUGAGCUCCUCCUGUAUCCUUCUGUGUCACAGCUUGAGUUACACGAUCCGGAAACAACUUCCAGUAUCAUUUUGCCCACCGGACAACAGUUGUCCUUGACCGAAGGGGACUGCUUUUGGCCGUUGUCUCAGCAUCUCAAAUAUCCCUGUCCAGGACGUGCAACAAAAUUGUACAACGUUCAGAUCGCCUUGAGCGCGAUACAGGGGGUCAAGGGGUUGGUGCCUUUGACAGAAGCUGUCAAAGCAGAAGACAUUGUGGAUGGUUUCAGAGAGAAGACUGUCAGGCUCCUCUGGGCCCUGACCAGCAAGUGGGGACUUGGUGGUCUGGUCGACUGGAACGAUGUUGAGCGUGAAAUCAAGAGAUUGUGCCGCACGGGCGCUAGCAGCUGUGAAUACGAUGAUUACGACCUGUUGUCAGAUGAAGAUGGUCAUGCGCGACACAUGGUCCUAUUGAAAGCUUGGGCUCAAGCCAUUGCCAGCAAGGAAGGGAUCCGGGUAACCAAUUUGACCACAAACUUUUCGGAUGGACGGGUCUUUCAAGCCAUUGUUGAGGAAUACGAAGGCUAUCUCAGUCAUGAGGUCGGGUCACGACAAGGCCGGUCGCUCAGUGACCGGCUGAGGCGUCUCGGAUGCAGUGAGCAGUUUGCGAUGCUCUUCGCCAAGACAGAAGGAUCGCCUCACUAUACGCACAUCUUCGACCGGGACUUUGUCGUGGCUGCGUUGGCGUUCCUUUGUUCUCGACUUCUCAAUCCAACCAAAGCGGUGCGAGCAGCCAUCACGAUCCAGAGGAGGUGGCGAUGGUAUUGGAGCCGAGUGGUUGAGUCUCGCAAGGUGCAUGUGAAGGCAGUCGCGGAGAGUUGCGCUAGGAUGGCCCUAGAGAAGGCGGCUGCAGUGGCAGCCAACCAGGGAAAGCAUGAAGUGGAGCUGACAGUGGCGAGAAACGAGGAGAAUGAACGAGCCGACGAAGACAUCUGGUUGAGCUUGUGA